This is a messenger RNA of Diversispora eburnea, 222 nucleotides long. NCBI's taxonomy places the organism in Eukaryota, Fungi, Glomeromycota, Glomeromycetes, Diversisporales, Diversisporaceae. The record is from the annotation of a GenBank genome assembly.
AUGAAGAAAACAAGUUUUAAGAUCAAAACUUUGAUAGGUAAUAAGAAUGAAGAUGAGUUUCAAGAUCAAAGCUUUGAUGGGUUUAAUGCUGAGAGGAAUGAUGAGGAUAGAAAUAUUAUCAAUGAAAAAAAUACUACUUAUGAUUUAGGAGAAACAAGAGUUAUAAUGACUUUGGGUAUUAAUCGUGAUGAAUAUUGGAAUACUAAUAAACUUAUUAAGUAG